CGGUGCUGAGGCCCUGGUAGCUGAGAGUUCCGGUCGGCUUCUUCUGAAACCAUGGCUUUUCCUGCAGGAUUUGGAUGGGGGGCAGCCACGGCAGCUUAUCAAGUAGAAGGAGGCUGGGAUGCAGAUGGAAAAGGCCCUUGUGUCUGGGACACAUUUACCCAUCAGGGAGGAGAGAGAGUUUUCAAGAACCAGACUGGCGAUGUAGCUUGUGGCAGCUACACUCUGUGGGAGGAAGAUUUGAAAUGUAUCAAACAGCUUGGAUUGACUCAUUACCGCUUCUCUCUUUCCUGGUCACGUCUGUUACCUGAUGGGACGACAGGUUUCAUCAACCAGAAAGGAAUUGACUAUUACAACAAGAUCAUUGAUGAUUUGUUAAGAAAUGGGGUUACGCCCAUAGUGACACUCUACCACUUUGAUUUGCCUCAGGCUUUAGAAGACCAAGGAGGUUGGUUGUCAGAGGCAAUCAUUGAACAAUUUGACAAAUAUGCUCAGUUUUGCUUCAGUACCUUCGGGGAUCGAGUCAAGCAGUGGAUCACCAUAAAUGAGCCUAAUAUCCUUUCCCUGAUGGCAUAUGAGCUAGGUAAAUUUCCUCCUGGUAUACCUCACAUUGGGACUGGAGGUUAUCAGGCAGCUCAUAAUAUGAUUAAGGCCCAUGCCAGAUCCUGGCACAGCUAUGAUUCUUUAUUCCGAAAACAGCAGAAGGGUAUGGUGACCCUAGCAAUUUUUGCUAGCUGGUUGGAACCAGCAGAUCCCAACUCAGUGUCUGACCAAGAAGCUGCUAAAAGAGCCAUCACUUUCCAUUUUGAUUUCUUUGCUAAACCCAUAUUUAUUGAUGGUGAUUAUCCGGAAGUUGUCAAGUCCCAGAUUGCCUCCAUGAGUAAAAAGCAAGGCUAUCCAUCAUCAAGGCUUCCAGAAUUUACAGAAGAAGAGAAGAAAAUGAUCAAAGGCACUGCUGAUUUCUUUGCUAUGCAGUAUUACACUUCUCGCUUAGCCAAGUACCAGGAGAACAAGAAAGGAGAACUGGGUUUUCUCCAGGAUGCGGAGAUUGAAUUUUUUCCAGAUCCGUCUUGGGAAAAUGUAGAUUGGAUCUAUGUGGUACCAUGGGGAAUACGUAAAGUACUGAAAUAUAUUAAGGAUACGUAUAAUAACCCUAUAAUUUACAUCACGGAGAAUGGGUUUCCCCAGAGUGACCCCACGUCUCUUGAUGACACUCAUCGCUGGGAGAAUUUCAGACAGACAUUUCAGGAACUAUUCAAAGCUAUCCAACUUGAUAAAGUCAAUCUUCAAGUGUAUUGUGCAUGGUCUCUUCUGGAUAACUUUGAGUGGAACCAAGGAUACAGCAGCCGGUUUGGUCUCUUCCACGUUGAUUUUGAAAACCCAGCAAGACCCCGAGUCCCUUAUACGUCAGCCAAGGAGUAUGCCAAGAUCAUCAAAAAUAACGGCCUAGAAGGGCAUCCAUAGAAAAGAUGGCAAAGAAAUACUAUCUGGAGAAGAGGCCUCUGCUUUUGGGAGGAAAAAAAUCUGCUUCGGUGAUGAUCUCUCAGGAAAACGCAGUUGCUUCUGUAAUUAACAGCUUGUACCAAUGGAUCUGUGAUUGAUUAUGAAGUCUGAAUAUGUAAUGCCUGGUGAUGUAUUUAAUAAUGGUCUUUAUUUGUAUUUGGAUCAAUGAACUUUUAAAAAAAGUAGAAGAGAAAAACCACUAAAAUUUAUUUUUGUAUUAAAAAAUCAGACUUAGAAGCAAAUUUAAAUCCUUAGAAAUUUUCCUUGACAAAAACAAUGCAAAAUUAUUUAUAAAGAUAAUAUGCUCACGAUUUGCAAAUGUAACAAAUCACUUGUUA
Molecule: messenger RNA, 1838 nt
Organism: Lemur catta (Ring-tailed lemur)
Lineage: Eukaryota; Metazoa; Chordata; Mammalia; Primates; Lemuridae
Product: cytosolic beta-glucosidase
Exons: 5
Coding region: 52-1461 (469 amino acids)
Biological process (GO): carbohydrate metabolic process
Molecular function (GO): hydrolase activity, hydrolyzing O-glycosyl compounds
Source: RefSeq, a predicted model, not a curated record